UUCAGCAUCUGAUAGCUGUGAUACAAAUAAGCAAUCAGCAUGUAUUCUUUCAGAAAUAUCUCCAGAAUCUUCUGAGUUGGUUAAUUUAAAACAACAAGCUGCUUGGGACAAACGUGCAACACUUGCAUUACUAGCAUUAUAUGAAGCAAAUAUGGAAAACAUUGAUCACCCUAAAAAGAAGACCAAAAUAUGGUCAACAAUUUCCAUGGGCUUGCUCGAAUGUGGUAUUCAGGUGACUGAUCAACAAGUUCGUUGGAAGAUGAAUGCGUUAAUGAAGCGAUACAAAGAAGUCAUAGACAAUAAUUCGAAAUCGGGGAGAGGAACUAUAGAAUUCGAGUGGUUCCAGAUAAUGGAUAAUUUUUUGGGAAAAAAGGGAAGUGUAACAACCGCAGGAUAUACUAUAUCAUCAAAAGUAUGUUUAGAAAAAAUGGAACCUUCUACGUCACAGUCAUCAAUGAAAAAAUUUCAACGCAAUUCUCAAAAAGUGAGUGAACAAUCAGCAAUAACAAAUAUGGCUGAAAUAGAAAAGUCUUCUAGCAAUAGUAACAUUGAAGGGAAUAAAACACUCACAACCCAUGGCACUGGAAGUAACAUUGCUAAAACAAAAAUUGAAUUAGAGAAACAAUGGUUGAAACACUUGCAACUAAAAGAAGAACGUGAUAUAACUAAGGAAGAAAGAAACAAAGAUUUGAUUGAAAGUAAAAAAGAAGCUUUGAAAUUGAAAAAGAAACACCUGGUUAUGAAAGCAAAAGAAAUGGAGCAAAAACAUGAUAUUGCUAUAAAUAAAAUGAGUGAAAAAAAGAAAAGACACGCUGACAUUAUGGGAAUUGAAAGAUUGAAAUACAAACUUUUAAAAAAAUUUAUAGAAAAAAAGGAAAACAUAAACAUUGACGUGUCAGAAGAGUCAGAUUGAAGAUGUAGUAAGGACGGUGAUUACUCGCAACAAUGAAAAUCCUGCCAAGUUUUUUAAUACAACUAUUUUAUUUCUUAUUAUUUUUGUUUUGGAUAUGUUAAAAUGUUUGAAAAUUUGUUUUAUGAAAUAACGAUCAUAAAAUGUUAUGAAAAUAACGAACAA
This is a messenger RNA of Odontomachus brunneus, 1075 nucleotides long. RefSeq lists its product as uncharacterized. NCBI's taxonomy places the organism in Eukaryota, Metazoa, Arthropoda, Insecta, Hymenoptera, Formicidae. The coding region runs from base 152 to 913 and encodes 253 amino acids. The transcript is spliced from 3 exons. The record is from RefSeq and is a predicted model, not a curated record.